AUGAAUGCAAGGAUAGUAGGAAGUGGUGAUACAACCCUUGUUCUCUCCCAUGGCUAUGGAGGUAGCCAAUCAAUGUGGGACUAUGUGCUCCCUAGCCUGUCACAAAGCAAUAGAGUUCUUCUCUUUGAUUGGAGCUUCUCGAGUGCUGUUGAUCCUUCAAUAGAGAUCUUUGACUCAUUGAAGUAUUCAUCUCUUAAUGACUUUGCUGAUGAUCUCAUAUCUUUGUUGGAUGAGAUGAUGAUGGAGGGUGUGGUUUACGUGGGUCAUUCUGUGGCUGCCAUGGUUGGUUGCAUUGCUUCUGUUAGAAGGCCUGAACUUUUUAGUCAUCUUGUGCUCAUUGCAGCUUCUCCUAGGUACCUGAACACGGAUGAUUACAAGGGGGGGUUCGAACAGAAGGACAUUGAAAGCAUGCUUUCCUCCAUCAAGUCAAAUUUUGCCACGUGGGCAAAGAAUUUUGCUCCCGUCGCCGUGGGGGCCACCAACCCUGAAGCUACAGAGAAAUUUUGCGCUAGCUUUCUAAACAUGAGGCCGGAAACUGCGCUCUCAGUUGCAAAAUCUAUAUUUCUAUCUGAUUGGAGAGAAAUCUUAGGGGAAGUAGAGAUUCCAUGCACCAUAGUCCAAGGAGAUAAUGAUAUUUGCGUUCCUGUGUCUGUUGCAAAUUAUAUGAAGAGCAAGAUUAAGGGGGAGGUGAUGAUGGUUGAGAUUGUUGAGGGUGAUGGCCACUUCCCCCAGCUUACUUCUCCUAAGAGGCUGCUUGAUGUCAUUGAGAGAGUUUUGGUGUUAAUUAAACUAGUGUGAACACCUUUUUUUCUCUCGCUACAGUAAUCCCGGUUUUACCCGUUUUUUAUUUUUUGAACA
Molecule: messenger RNA, 858 nt
Organism: Asparagus officinalis (garden asparagus)
Lineage: Eukaryota; Viridiplantae; Streptophyta; Magnoliopsida; Asparagales; Asparagaceae
Product: strigolactone esterase D14-like
Exons: 2
Coding region: 1-798 (265 amino acids)
Source: RefSeq, a predicted model, not a curated record